GCCCAUUGUGGUGACUGGACUAAGAAAUGAUUAACUAGUUGCCCCUUACUCCACUCUCUCAGUCUAAGAUAAUAGUGGUGAUAAGCAUUUAUAAUCAUGUUGUUAAUAAUGAUAGUCCUAUAAUAAUAAUAAUAACAAUAAUAAUAAUAAUAUUGUCUUUCUCUCCUCAGUCAACAUGGAUCUUCACGAUAAAGAAAUUCUCCGUGGAGAGGUUUUGCCCGUGGUGAUCAUCGGUAACGGCCCGUCGGGGAUCUGUCUGUCAUACCUGUUGUCGGGUUACACCCCCUACCUGUCACCUGAGGCAUCGCACCCAAACCCGCUGCUGCACAGCAAGCUGCAGGAGCAGCCGCACCUGUCGCUGCUGGAGCAGGAUCUGGAGUACCUGUGCGAGGGUUUGGAGGGGCGAUCGUCCAAUCCCGUGGCCGUGCUCUUUGAUUCGCUGCUGCUCCCUGACAGUGACUUCGGUUUGGACCACACGUCUCCGCUGGAAUGGCGAUACGAGCCGGAGCGCGCCAUCCCUCACCUGGUGCUGGGGAAGGGUCCGCCCGGAGGAGCCUGGCACGUACGUAGCUCCAGUACUGAUGAUAGGAAAUGAUUUAUACGGAAGAACUCCUUCAAAUAUACAAUCUUUUUUCAAGGAUAUUUAAACAAAACCAAAUAGGGCAAAAACAAACAGACUGCAAUGACAGUAAACAAGACAAAAAGCAAACGACAACCACAAAUAAAACAAAUAUCAAGUGCAGGGUUCAUACGGUCCUGAAAAACCUGGAAAAGCCAAAGAAUUUAGAAAAACUAAAUAUACUUUGAAAGUUCUGGAAUGUAGUUUCACAAAGCUGUAUAAUAACACAUGAUAUGUUCAAGGAACGCUGGAAAUUAGAAAAUCCAAUGACAGUCUCUGUUUUUACAGUAUCUGACUGUGAUAAAUUCUUUAAAAAUUGCCCAAAA
Molecule: messenger RNA, 945 nt
Organism: Plectropomus leopardus (leopard coralgrouper)
Lineage: Eukaryota; Metazoa; Chordata; Actinopteri; Perciformes; Serranidae
Source: RefSeq, a predicted model, not a curated record